Messenger RNA from Knipowitschia caucasica, 1101 nucleotides. NCBI's taxonomy places the organism in Eukaryota, Metazoa, Chordata, Actinopteri, Gobiiformes, Gobiidae. The record is from the annotation of a GenBank genome assembly.
AUGAGUAUACUCGCGAAAAUAGCAGAAAUCGAAAAUGAGAUGAACAGGACCCAGAAGAACAAGGCCACAGCUCACCACUUGGGGCUCCUCAAAGCACGUCUGGCCAAACUGAGGCGAGAGCUUAUAACCCCCAAAGGAGGCAGUGGUGGUGGGACAGGAGAGGGUUUUGAUGUUGCUAAAACUGGAGAUGCUCGAAUAGGGUUUGUCGGGUUUCCGUCCGUGGGGAAGUCCACUCUGUUGAGUAACCUGGCCGGGGUGUAUUCUGAGGUGGCUGCCUAUGAGUUCACCACACUCACCACUGUCCCUGGGGUCAUCCGCUACAAAGGAGCCAAGAUCCAACUGCUCGACCUGCCGGGGAUCAUUGAAGGAGCCAAAGAUGGCAAAGGCAGAGGUCGCCAGGUGAUCGCAGUGGCUCGAACAUGUAACUUGAUCCUCAUUGUGCUGGAUGUGCUGAAGCCGCUGGGACAUAAAAAACUGAUUGAACACGAGCUGGAAGGAUUCGGAAUCAGGCUCAACAAACAGCCUCCAAACAUCGGCUACAAGAAGAAAGACAAAGGAGGCAUCAACUUCACUGCCACGUGUGCUCAGAGUGAGUUGGACCUGGAGACGGUGAAGACCAUUCUGGCCGAGUACAAGAUCCACAACGCCGACAUCACUCUGCGCAGCGACGUCACGGCUGAUGACCUCAUCGACGUGGUGGAAGGAAACCGAGUUUACAUCCCCUGCAUUUACGUUCUCAACAAAAUCGACCAGAUCUCCAUCGAGGAGCUGGACAUCAUCUACAAAGUGCCACACUGCGUCCCCAUCUCCGCUCACCACCGCUGGAACUUUGACGACCUCCUGGAGAAGCUCUGGGACUAUCUGCAGCUGGUGCGAAUCUACACCAAACCCAAAGGGCAGCUCCCGGACUACACCUCCCCUGUGGUUCUCCCUGAUUUACACACGUCUGUGGAGGACUUCUGCUUAAAGAUCCACAAGAACCUCGUCAAGGAACUCAAAUAUGCUCUUGUGUGGGGAGCGUCUGUGAAGCACAACCCUCAGAAAGUGGGAAAGGACCACGUGAUGGAAGACGAGGACGUCAUCCAACUGGUGAAGAAGUAA